Closterium sp. Naga37s-1 is the source of this 585-nucleotide messenger RNA. NCBI's taxonomy places the organism in Eukaryota, Viridiplantae, Streptophyta, Zygnematophyceae, Desmidiales, Closteriaceae. The record is from the annotation of a GenBank genome assembly.
AUGGGAGUGGGUGAUUCUAGAGAGUCUCUUGUAGUGCGUCUGGUGGGGCCGGCGUUAGCGGCAGCGGAUGUGACUAAUGAGGGAGACGGAGCUGACUAUAACGAGUACCAGGACACCCCAUGCGACCACUCCGCGUACGGCCGGUGGCUCUUCGACCCGCCAAAGGGCAAGUACACGUGGCAGCUGUACCCAUGCGCGAAGCCUCUCCCGCCGCCGUCUGAAUGGCUCAGCGCGCUUCAGUCUCGGGGCAUCUACGAGAUCAACAUCGUGGGCGAUUCCCAUCAACGGCUCCUGUUCAACCACCUCUUUUUCCUGCUCACAGGGAAAGCACACGUUUUCCAGUCGAAGGUCCAUCAUGAUAUGACGCACGUGAUCAUGCCCUCCUCCACUCCCGCUCCCUCUCCUGGUGUCGCCUCUGCUCCUGCUGCUGAUUUGCCCGACACCCCUGCUGCUGCCGCCUCUGCUUCCUUUGGCGAGGGAGCGUCACCUGGCAGCAGCAGUGAAGCUGCAGAGCAGCGGCCGUUGAAGCUCAACUUCUACUGGAUUGCUGGAAUCUACAACAUCGGGCAAUACGGAUGCAAUUAA